Molecule: messenger RNA, 833 nt
Organism: Phytomonas sp. Hart1
Lineage: Eukaryota; Euglenozoa; Kinetoplastea; Trypanosomatida; Trypanosomatidae
Source: the annotation of a GenBank genome assembly
GUACACAACAGGGACAAACAGCGAAGUGUAAAAAUAUACCUAGUUGUACAUAAUCAUAUUCGAGCUUCCUAGCUUUUACAGGUAUGAUCGAUAAAAACGGGAAUGCAUUGUAUUGCAAAGCAUAGGGAAGUGGAGACAAAGUUCACAGUUGAAAUUUUGAAUUUUGUACGUGAGUGAGAAACAGUGUGGCAGAUGUUUGGUGAGCAGGGUGGUACUGCCGAGAGUUGUGUGUAAGGUUCAUAAGCAUCGAAUAUGCAUCCUCGUUUUGCUAGUAUUAUUCUCGAUUUAGAUCGAUUCGGACUAAAUGAUACUGAUAACAUUGCUGGAGUAAAAAUGAUAAUGUCUCAUAGGACGAGUUGAAUCUGCGAUAGUUCAGGGCGUGCGUGCUGAUAUCGAUGAUCAUGCUGAUAUAACUGGGCUUCAGCGCGUUGCCAUCAAGGUUCACAGUACAUAUUAACUAUUAACUUAGUCUUUGAUCUGUGGUGUAGUUUUAACUGAAAUCGAUAUUAUCGAUUCGCAUUGUUCGAAUCAUGCUUGACUCUGAGAGUUUUCGCGUUUUCUUUCUGAAUAUAUUGAGAAAGGAAAACAUUGGGAGUAGUUUUGUGAGCGCAGUCCUGAAGAAAGACUUUCCUAUGAUGUUUUUUCGGUCAUCGAAGUUGUACACAUUUAUCCAAAUUGGUUAUUUAAAGGCCAUUGAAAGUUCAAUUAGUGAGGUCUAUUUGUACAGCGCGACAAUACAUCAUCGUAUAGCAAGUUGUAAGUUAAAAUAUUAUAUUUUGAAUGUAAUGGUUUUCUCAUGGCUUUUGUAUUGUUUUAUCUCUCCUCCUUCCUAG